ACCAAAUGAGCAAUCCCACAGAGACCAGAAAAAUGUACGGCCUGCAAGAUUUCUUCUCCCACCCUGAUCUGCAAUUCGCUUCUCUUCUCCUCUUCCUCUUCCUCCUCAUCUCCGCCAAAUUCAUCCUCUCUACAGACACACUAACCAAGAACAAGAAGAAGAAAUCGAACUUGCCCCCUUCGCCAUGGAAGCUCCCUGUCUUGGGGAACCUCCACCAAUUAGGCACCCACCUCCACCGCACCCUCCAAUCCCUCUCGCAGACCCACGGCCCAGUCUUCCUCCUCCAUCUCGGGUCCGCCCCGACCCUGAUCGUCUCCUCGCCCGAAUCCGCCAAAGAGAUCAUGAAAACCCACGACCUGGCCUUCUCCAACCGCCCUCACUCCGCCAUCUCCAAUCGCCUGCUCUACAACUACAGGGACCUCUCCCAGGCCCCCUACGGCGACUACUGGCGCCAGAUGAGGAGCAUCUGCGUCAUGCGACUUCUCAGCGCCAAGCGCGUCGAGUCCUUCCGCUGGAUCCGCGAGCAAGAGGCGGCGCUCCUCGUCGACCGAAUCGAGGAGCACGCCGUUUCCGCUGCGGGCGCGCCGCUGAAUUUGGGGGAACUGAUUUCGAGGAUUACGAACGACAUCGUUUGCAGGGUGGCGUUGGGGAGGAAGUACGGGGAAGCUGCAGGGGAUGGGGAGAAAGGGAAAGGGAAGAAUUUCAAGCUGCUUCUCGAGGAGUUCGGGGCUGCUUUGGGGGCGGUGAACGUGGCGGAUUUCAUUCCUUGGUUGGGUUGGAUCAACCGGUUCAACGGGUUGAACCGAAAGGUCGAGAAGGUUUUUCGAGAGUUCGAUGAAUUUCUCGACCAAGUUCUGGAGGACCAUAGGUUAACGUCGGUGAUAAAAGAAAAGAGCGAGGAGGAGUGGGAGGAGAAGGAGAAGGAUCUCGUCGAUGUUCUUCUUCAGUUUCAGAGAGAGACUCCUGGUUUCGCUGUCGAUCGCGACACUAUCAAAGCCAUCGUCCUGGAUAUGUUUGCGGCAGGAUCGGACACGACAUAUACGGCAUUAGAAUGGGCUAUGACGGAGAUACUAAGACACCCGAGGGUGAUGAGAAAGUUGCAAAAAGAGAUCCGAGCAAUUGUCGGGGAAAAGAGGUACGUGAAGGAGGGGGAGAUAAAGCAAAUGGACUACUUGAAAGCAGUGAUUAAAGAGUCAUUUAGAUUGCAUCCACCAGUCCCACUCUUAGUGCCAAGGGAAUCGAACCGACAUGUGAAAGUACAAGGGUACGACGUUGUCGAGAAGACAAGAGUGAUCGUAAAUGCGUGGGCGAUUGGGAGGGAUCCGAAGAGGUGGCAAGAUGCCGAGGAGUUUCUGCCGGAGCGAUUCUUGAACAACAAGAUAGAUUUCAAGGGACAGGAUUUCGAGCUGAUACCGUUCGGGGCAGGGAGGAGAGGGUGCCCCGGGACUAGUUUUGCAACUACUUCGUUGGAGAUAACGCUGGUCAGCAUGUUGCACAGGUUCGAUUGGUUGAUGCCCGCCGGGGAGGGUGGUUUGGAUGCUGAUGAAGCUCCGGGGCUAACGGUCCAUCGAAAGACGCCUCUACUAGUUGUUCCGACUUUAUACUCCCUGUAGUACGUAGUGGGAUUAUUAGAGUGGUAAUCAGAUUAGUCAAAUAUGUUUUUUUUUUGCUGCAAAAAAUGUUAAAUGCUAGCCUGCUUUUCUAGUCAGGUGGUCUUGGUCUUUUUUUUGCCGUAGAAUUAGCAGUUGGACUUGGUCUCAUCGCACUGGUAUAUCUAUUUUGCUAGAGUACUACAAAGAAUACAAAAUUAAUGUUGC
This is a messenger RNA of Linum tenue, 1817 nucleotides long. NCBI's taxonomy places the organism in Eukaryota, Viridiplantae, Streptophyta, Magnoliopsida, Malpighiales, Linaceae. The record is from the annotation of a GenBank genome assembly.